Messenger RNA from Hemicordylus capensis (graceful crag lizard), 3911 nucleotides. RefSeq names its product tyrosine 3-monooxygenase/tryptophan 5-monooxygenase activation protein gamma (gene YWHAG). Gene Ontology annotation, cellular component: cytoplasm. Gene Ontology annotation, biological process: signal transduction. Bases 308 to 1051 code for a protein of 247 amino acids. Lineage: Eukaryota; Metazoa; Chordata; Lepidosauria; Squamata; Cordylidae. Gene Ontology annotation, molecular function: protein kinase C binding. The record is from RefSeq and is a predicted model, not a curated record. The transcript is spliced from 2 exons.
CAGGCGCAUGCGCACGCGGCCAGUGGGGCAGUCGCCGCUCGCCACUACCAGCCGCCGCAGCCGUAAGAGCAGGAGCGGCGCGAGUGCGUCCGAGCAGCCGCCGCGACCACCAACGUCAACCUCUUGCUUCUCCUUUGCCGCGCGCCUCGCUUUUUUUUGCUUGGUUUUUGGCGUGUUUUUUCUGUUUCUCCCUCCUCAGCGGCCCUGCUCUGCAGCCCCGCGGUCGGGAGUAAAAGGGGGGAAAAAUAAAGAGAGCGAGAGAGACCCCCACUCAAAAUAAAACAAAACCAGCCCAGAGCCCCUAAAGAUGGUGGACCGCGAGCAGCUGGUGCAGAAAGCCCGGCUGGCUGAGCAAGCCGAGAGAUACGACGACAUGGCGGCCGCCAUGAAGAACGUGACGGAGCUGAACGAGCCGCUCUCCAACGAAGAACGGAACCUCUUGUCGGUCGCCUACAAGAACGUGGUUGGGGCACGCCGCUCCUCCUGGCGCGUCAUUAGCAGCAUCGAGCAGAAGACGUCCGCCGACGGCAACGAGAAGAAGAUCGAGAUGGUGCGGGCCUACCGCGAGAAGAUCGAGAAGGAGCUGGAAGCUGUGUGCCAGGAUGUCCUCAGCCUCCUCGACAACUACCUGAUCAAGAACUGCAGCGAGACCCAAUACGAGAGCAAGGUCUUCUACCUGAAGAUGAAAGGGGACUAUUACCGCUACCUGGCCGAGGUGGCCACGGGGGAGAAGAGGGCCACCGUGGUGGAGUCCUCCGAGAAGGCCUACAGCGAAGCCCACGAGAUCAGCAAGGAACACAUGCAGCCCACCCACCCCAUCCGGCUGGGCCUGGCGCUCAACUACUCGGUUUUCUACUAUGAGAUCCAGAACGCCCCGGAGCAGGCAUGCCACCUCGCCAAGACGGCUUUCGACGACGCCAUUGCUGAGCUGGACACCCUCAACGAGGACUCGUACAAGGACUCGACCCUCAUCAUGCAGCUGCUCCGCGACAACCUAACGCUCUGGACAAGCGACCAGCAGGACGACGACGGCGGUGAAGGGAACAACUAGACCCGCCCCCCCUCGGACGGACUGGCAGGCCGCACGCUGAUGCUACUACUGCAGUCUUUAUUUUUUUUUCCACCGGUGGGGGGGAGGGGGUCGGGGAGGGGAAGAGGAGGGGGCGACCUUCCAGGGAGGCUCCCCGCAACCGGGCUUGGAUUUGCCUCUCUUGACAUUUUGCCAAAACACCACUAGUGGAAAGGCAAGGCGGGCUGGGCUAGGCAUGGAAGGGGGAGGCAGCCUCCCAGUGGCAUACGGACUGUUCUGUAGACUCUUCAUUCAAGGGGGGGGAAGCAGUCUUUUUAAGUUAAUCUGAACCGCUAGAUGCAUACGAAGUUGAGGAUUUCCUGAGUGAAAUGGCCCUUGUUCUCCUCCUGUGUUGGUUUCGUCCGGGUUUCAGAAAAGCCGUUCUGUGGUUCCAGUAAGAUUUCCAUCCAUUAUUUGGUUCCUCGCCCCGCUGCACCUUUCUGUUGAACUGCCAUGCAUUUCGUGGUUGUGAAGGUGUGGCUCUGUGUUGUCUCCUUGUCCACCCCCCAUCCACCCCCAAUGUUAGGAGACCCCCUUACUCAUGCUUUUAACAAGGUAGACCCCACCCCAGAUUUAAAUUAAAACCCGUACGCCUCGGAGCUCUCUCGCUGAGAUGUUGAAGGCAGCCUGUAGUAUUUCAUGCUGGAUCGCCGUUGACGUGAGAGCCAUAUCUGACAUCAAGCCAUUGAGUGUAAACACCCCUCCUUGCUUGCUCUGGUUUGCUCCCGUCCUGCAUAUAGAGAUGGGCUUUGCCUCCCCAUUUCACUUCCCUAGUUGCUUGAGAAUGACAGCUCUAUUCCGGUAGCCGUUUUAAUAGCCGCUUGGCAAGAGGCUGAACCGCAUAGAGAGAAUCCACGGCACAAGAGCUUCGGGAUUCUAAUUGGUCAAGGAUUGGCAGAAGCUGUUGAAAAAUGGAGUGCCACUUAAUGCUAGUUCAGGGGUGUGUGUCUGUGUGUUUUUCGCUCAUAUGGUGUCCCCAAACACCCUCUUGAUCUGUGUUUUUUGUUUUAUAAAAGGUGCUGCCCUUUAGCUCAUAACUUUCUCUCACUGGGUUUGUCAGCAAAUCUCCAUCAGAGUGAAGGGGAUCUGUGGCACGCCUGCCUGAUCUGUGGCACGCCUGCAGUACGAGUGACCCAAAGCUGAGAGUUUGUUGCGUGUGUGUGUGUAUGCUUUCUUUUUCAAAACCAAAAUCUCCGUCGUCCUAGAAAUAGAAUCCGUCCUCCUCCGAGUCUUGUCUACUUGGCAGGUCAAUUGGGUCAUAACUCCCACCCCUAUUCGACUUCCUCUUAACAAACAAAAAGCAAUUCCCCGCCCAAUCACGAUUGUUGGAAAUUAGCUGCCAUUUUUCUUUUGACUGAAUGCUCCGCAUGAAGGAAUCCGCGCUCCCAUAAUGCCCUGAUGGCAUUGGCCGUUGCUUGUAGAAACGAAACGUCCAUAACUAUUUCGCACGGUGGUACGGGGUUUUUUUGGUGUUGAUUUUGGAUGCAAUGAACCCGGGCCACGGGACGGGAGUCGCGUUAGCGGUUUGCAGUCCUAAGCGCCGGUCAGCGGCUUAAGAGGGGGCAAACCCCUAGACAGCAUCCAUGCAUCUGAUACAGUUGGUUCCCCCCCCCAGCAUAAUUGUCCUUCAUUGCUGUGUGUGUGUGUGUGUGUGUGUGUGUGUGUGUGUGUGUGUUUUUGCACCCUAACUUUCCAUUCUUGGCCAACCCUAGUCAAUGUGCCAUGCCACUAACCUGGCUCCUGCCAUGCGGAGAGGCGUGUACCUUAGGAAACGUAGCUGAAACCCUCUCAGAAAGUGGACUGGAAUGAGAUCUUCUUUUUCUUUUUCUUUUCUUGAACGGCUUCCCUUUCUUUUGCAAUCCUGUUGUGUGAGUGAGCAGUGCGUGCGUCCCUGGCUUGAUCACGGGAAGCAAUUUACUGGAAUUACAAAACCUUUCUUCGUCUUGUUUUUGUUUUGUUUUCCCCCCUGGGUUGAAGCUUUUAGCUCCCGGCUGCUUUAGGAAAACUUUAUGCAGGGUUGGGGGGAAAGUAGCACAAGAGGGCUAAUGCAGCAGAGUCAGGGGGCGGAGUGGGGAACUUGUGAGCAGCUUGAAGGGUUUCUUCUGGUUUUUUUCCUGGUUUUUUUUUUUAAAUUUAUUUAAAAAAUUGCACUUGCCUAUUACUGUCUCUCCAGUGAAAUGAAAUAACUGCUCCAUUACUCUAUUGAUACAAUAUUGUGCAUGCUGGUGUUGUAUUUCUAUAAAAGUAGCUUGGAAUUUAUUAACUUAUACAGUAGAUGUUAUGUAUUCCUAUGACAAUAGUCUUCAACAAUUUUUUAAAAGUUUUUUAAUUUAUUUCCCCCCCUUUUUUCCUCUUUUUUUGGGGGGGCGGGGUAAACAGUUCUCUCUACCAAAUAGUGAUUGUAACAAAACAAAAAAAAACCUGAUCUGUUAUGGAUGUUGCUAUAGUGACAUGCAAUUAUAUAUGAUUUUGUUGAAAAUAAUAAUUAAAAAAAGAAAGAAAAGCAAAUGAAGGCACCAGUCUUAGCUUAAUCUUAAUGUCUGGUGUUCGUCAUGGUGAAAAAUGAUAACUUAACAGUGUAGGGAGAAAAACGUCUUCUGGAUGAGCCUUUUCCAUUUGUGCUUCUUCUGUCAUGUUAUAUGCAGUGAGCUCUUUUUACGGUCUGAUCAGUGAUUUCUUAAUUUUCUUCUUCCCCAACUCCGUGUUUCUGUAAGGAAUUAUUUCACACACACGGACCAUUCUUAGCAGUUUUUCCUCAGUGAUGGAAUAUCAUGAAUGUGAGUCAUUAUGUAGCCGUCGUAACAUUGAGCAAAAUAAACUUACAGAUCUGAUGUCCGUGCUA